UUGGACGCCUUUAUAAACGUUUUAGCAAAGUCGCUAGCUUUUUUGGAUUGCUCUGUGGUGAGUUGUUGAACCAUUUGCUUCUCGUAGGAUUAGGGUGUUAUACAAUUGAUAUAUUAUAUAAUUAUAUAAUUUUAUUAUAAUUACGCACACACACAAAGAUACACACACACACACACAUAUAUAUGUAUCUCUUCAAGUUGAGUGAAAAAUUAUUUAAGUUAACUAAUUAAAUGUAUUGACCUUCGUAAGCUACUACAUUAAUAUAAUAGACCUAUCUGACUAUACAAUAUACAUAUAAAUUUAUGAGAAAAAAUCUAAUUUAUUAGAAGACAUAAUUUAAUAAAAACCUAAAAUAGAUAAAGCCAUUAAUUUGGUAUGCGACACAAAAGAAAAAUUGACACGAAAAAUAAGGAAAACGAUUACCAUUUCGAUAUACGAAUACGAAAGUACCCGAUCAUAAAAUGGACCAUUAGAAAUAUCCCUUUAUAUUUUGACGUGUUCGGGUCAAAACUCUCAGGUGCAUUAUAUGCUUUAGGCAAUGCACCUGAGAGUUCUGACCUGAACACGUUUUACGAUCGUAUACUUUCGUAUUCGUAUAACAAAAUGGUGAAUCGAUAUCCAUAUUUUUCGUGUCAUUUGUUUUCUGUUGUAUACCAAAUUGGCAGAUCUAUGUAUUUGAGGUUAUUAUUAUAAUCAUAUCUUAUAAUAAAUUGGAUUUUUGUCAUAAUUUUAUAUGUCUCGACGUAGUCAAGUAGGUCUAUUAUAUUAAAGUUAUAGCUUAUGAAGAUUUAUACAUCGUACCAUUUAAUUUAAAUAAUUUUUCAAUCAACUUGAAUAUAUAUAAAGAAAUACAUACUUAUAAUUAUAACAAAAUUCUAUACUGCAUUCAAUGUGUGACACCCCAAGCCAAAGUGAAGGAGAUGGUUCAACAACUCACCACAGACCAAACCAAAAGAGCUAACGACUUUUCUACAACAUUUAUAAAUGCGUCCACACUUACAUACUAUGAAAUGUUACAGUUUUUCCACAUUAUAUAAGUUUGACGUCCUCGUCGAGCCCAAAAACUAAAGAAAUCCUUUUAAGGCACUUUUGGCAGGGUCGACCUCAGACAAAAUUUGUUACAGUCCAAGCCAAACAUACUACGUCAAUCAACAACCAACUAUAAGUUGAUACAAAAGAGUUAUCAAUUCCGAUACAAUAUUAGUUGUAAGUUUGUGCUGAUAAAGGCAUUGAUAUAACUUAGUGACGUGGGAUGUUGAAAAUUUUUUCCGUGACACCACUUUAUAUAGUAUGUUUUAAGAUAGCUGUAACCACAUGUUCAAGUAAAUGCUUAGUCAUCAUCCACUAACUCAUCUUUUUGUGAAUGCAAAUACAUAUCAAAUAAUCAUACUCAAAUUUCUUAAAUGCGCGUAAAAUUGAUUAGCUCAUGCUUUAUGGGAUGGAGUGAGUAUAUUUUAGUUACUUUAUUUUACUUUAUAUAUGAGCUACAGCUUUGAAAUAAAAUUUAUAUUAUGCCCAAUUACAAUUUUCUAAGGAUAAAUUUGUAUAUAUGAAGCCCACCUCCAGUAUUCACAAACAUACUCCUACUCUUACUAUUCUAUUUCUUUUAACCUCCAUCAACACGCUGACUUCACCCAAGACCCAUCCAUCUCACUCUUUAUAAACUUUUGUGUUCCAACAAACUUUAAAGUCGCAAACUUUAGAGUUAUUGUACGGUGGUAAGGAAAAUCAAUCUCCAUCUCAAACCACUUUCUUUAUAUCUCCUUUAAUUUUAAGUUUUUAAGAACUUUGCUUCAAGAGAAUGGAAAGAAAUGAAGCUAAUUGUGGCAAAUUUCCUUUGAAUUACGUUAUUUGGUUUGCCGAAUUCGUGAAGAGGAUUGCUGGACAUUUUCCUCUCUCGGAAGACUCGACUAGAGUCGAAGAAUACUGCGGGAUCUCAAUGAGAACCUUCAGAUACUUGUGCUCUCUUGUGAUGGAGCCAAUGUCCAAUUCACACACAUACAAAUUUAACGAUAACAGAGAAUUGACUGUGGUUGAUAAAGUAGCCAUAGCGUUGAGAAGGCUAAAAUUUGGCAAGUCACUGAACUCAAUCAGUAAGGAAAUUGGUACGCACUCUUUUACUGCUGAUAAGGUUACAAGGUCCUUUGUGGAGGCCUUGGUAGAAAAUGGCCUUCGCCACCUCCAUGGGACAGCCACUGCUACUGAGGAAAGAAUGACUGCUGAGACAAUGGAUAGGCGGCUAAAGGAAGAAUGGAAGGUUCUUACACUUGUAAUGAAAGCUGAGAAGCGUCAAAGUAUUAGCACAGCUUGCCGCAUCUUGCAUAACAUUGUCAUUGAGAUGAAUGAUGAGAGGCAUGGUUAGCUAUCUCUGUCACAAGGUCAUCAUCCAGGCUUUAUGACUCACAAAUUUUAAAGAUUAGUUUUGUAAUUGUUAGAAAGUUUUGAAUCAUCUCUUCUGAAUAUUUCUUUGGUUUCCGCUUUUUUAUUUGUAUUUUGUGUGAUUAUUAUUUGUGGUCAUUAAUAUUUAGUUCAUGAGUUUGUUUAGUAUUUUUGUUUUACAUGUGUACUCUUUCAUAUGAAUAUCCGUGAUAUUAGAAAAGAACACCUUUGCUAAUGUACUAGUUAUAACAUGGGAAUAUUGAUAGAAAGAAAUGAGGAAACUUUUGGGCGCUUCAAUUAGAUGAUGAAACUUUAUGGGUAGAUGAUAUAGAUCAAUUCGACGAGAUUGAUUAACAAGCAAUGCGGCUGAAACCAUAGUGUGUAGCAAUGUUGAAAGAAAAUUACUUUGAAAAAGCUAAAGAAGCAGCUUUCUGGUCCAUAAGCCAUGAUCAGCUUUAUUGUGUGCUGAAUUAUAUGCACAUACAAACACCCAAUUGAUUUGAAAAUUUGACUUUAGACCCGAUCCGCUGCUCACUGAAUAAUUAGUGCAGAAGCUUUUUGCAGCAAAUACACACACUUGUUCCCAGGUUAGAGCUCUUUAUUCUGCUCUGUUUCUCAUAUAUUUUGCAACUCUAUAUGCACAUAUACAUACAUGUAUACACACAGUUGCUUAUAACCCUGAAAAGUUUAUGUAUGUGUAAUGCCAAUCAGUUGUGUGCUUAGCUUUUGCUUGUUUACAAUUGCCCAAUAAGAGUUAUGCUCAAAAAAGAAUCUUGGGUGUCAUUUUGUCAAAAAGGUUCAAUCUUUGUAUAAAAAUCCAAUCUUUACAUAUUGUAGUUCAAUUGGGGAUGAUGGAAAUGUUGGUAAUUCUGAUUAUAAGAAUGGGUCAUUCCCUGAAACAGAUUGGGAAAGUUUGCUUGAACCAUGUGACAUUAAACAGCUUCGAAAGUCCCUUAAUCGACUUACACCGUAUCAGCUUAAUAAGUUGCUUCAACUCCCCCUUGAUGUCCCUACUUCUGUGGAUUUUUUCUGUAAGGCGGGUACUCAAAUGGGGUAUACUCAUACAUUCAAUGUGUAUUGUACUUUGAUUAAUAAACCUGGAGCGGCCGGGGAGUUUAAGUUGAUUGAUGGAUUGUUGCUGCGAAUGAAAGAUGAAGGGGUAUUUAUUCAGGAGUCACUUUUUAUUUCUAAAAUGAGGCAUUAUGGUAGAGCUGGUUUACCUGGUCAAUCGACGCGGUUACUUUUUGAUAUGAGGGAUGUUUUUAGUUGUGAAUAUAGUUUUAGGUCUUAUAAUGUUGUUCUGGAUAUUUUGGUUGCUGGGGAUUGCUCGGCUGUUGCACCGAAUAUUUUUUAUGAGAUGUUGCACAAGGGGAUUUCUCCAACUGUUUUCACGUUCGGUGUGGUGAUGAUGAAAGCGCUUUGUAUGGUUAAUGAGGUGGAUUCUGCAUGUUCACUUUUAAGAGAUAUGACAAAACAUGGGUGUGUGCCGAAUUCAGUUAUUUACCAGACACUUAUACAUGCGCUUUGUAAGGUGAACAGAAUAAAUGACGUGAUAAGAUAUUUGGAGGAAAUGUUUCUGAUGGGUUGCACACCUGAUGUUGAUACUUUUAAUGAUGUUAUUCAUGGUCUUUGCCGUGCUAAGAGGAUACCUGAAGGUGCUAAAUUGGUCGAUAGAAUGCUUCUCGGAGGCUUCACUCCUAGCAAGUUUACUUAUGGAAUUUUAAUGGAUGGAUUAUGCCGAACUGGUCAAGUUGAUAAAGCUAGAGCUUUGCUGGACAGAGUGCCUGAGCCUAAUGUUGUUUUGUUCAAUACUUUGAUUAAUGGUCAUGUGGUCAAUGGACAGUUUGAUGAUGCCAAUGCUGUUUUGAGGCAGAGGAUGCCCGCUGUUGGUUGCAAUCCAGAUAUCUAUACAUAUAACAUAAUCAUCCGUGGUCUAUGUUCGAGAAAAUCUUUUUCUUAAUUAGCACGAAAUUUGAUGAAAGAGAUGGAAAUUAUGGGUUGCAAGCCCAACCUAAUAACAUACACGAGUUUGAUCAACGGGUUCUGCAAGGUCGGCAGAUUGAAGGAAGCAGAAGAAGCUGUCCGUGAAAUGUCAGCAUUGGGGAUUUGCUUAAACACUGUUGGAUACAACUGCCUGAUACAUGCUUUAGCUAAGGAUGAGAAGGUUAAGGAGGCUCUGGAACUAUACGCUGACAUGGUAAACGGAGGAUGUAAACCAGAUAUGUUCACUUUCAAUUCUCUGAUAUGUGGGCUCUGUAGGGUUGAUCAGAUAGAAGAUGCUCCUAAACUAGUGCCAUUUCCAAUUAUAUUGCUCCUAAACUUACGUAUUCUGCAUACACAUGGAUAACCUAAGCAGAUUUCUCAUAGUGAAGUACUCGCUCCGUCCCAAUUUAUGUGAACUGGUUUGACUUUCACGGAGAUUAAGAAAAAGGUAGUAAAUGUAGUUGAAAAGUGAGUAAAGUGAUGGGACCCAUCAAUAUUUAAUAAUAGAUUUGAGAUAGUGGAGGAAAGUAGUGGGUGUAAUAGUGUUUAUUUAAUAAAAAGAGAGUAUAAAAUAUAGAGGUAGUGGGUGUAAUAGUGAAAAAUAGUGUUCAAAAAUAGUAAGUAUUGUAGAUUCAUUGGACGUCUCAAAAAGGAAAUGAGGUCACAUAAAAUGGGAUGGAGGGAGUAAUAGAUAAGCUUCAAAUUCUAAAAUUAAGCUCCAAAUAUGCAUUACAUAACUGGAACUUAACUGGUAAUAUGUGACUACAACUCAAUUAGAAAUAAUACUAGCAAUUUCUAACCACUGCUUCAUAUGUAAAUCCUUAUAGACACUUUAACAAACACAUAGAACACAUACAUUGAAAAUCCAUAUAAAGACAAAUAUAUAUAAAUCAAAUUGCAAUUCUUCAAAAGAAUGUAAAACUUACAUUAUAAUCCAUUAUA
Messenger RNA from Daucus carota subsp. sativus, 5304 nucleotides. RefSeq names its product pentatricopeptide repeat-containing protein At5g64320, mitochondrial-like. The transcript is spliced from 2 exons. The record is from RefSeq and is a predicted model, not a curated record. Gene Ontology annotation, molecular function: protein binding. NCBI's taxonomy places the organism in Eukaryota, Viridiplantae, Streptophyta, Magnoliopsida, Apiales, Apiaceae. Bases 3428 to 4339 code for a protein of 303 amino acids.